Molecule: messenger RNA, 505 nt
Organism: Paramecium octaurelia
Lineage: Eukaryota; Ciliophora; Oligohymenophorea; Peniculida; Parameciidae
Source: the annotation of a GenBank genome assembly
AAUAUAUCCUAAAUUAAUACAGAUGCCAAUUUAUAACGAAGUUUGGGAAGAGGAAGGUAAUUCAUACAUCCUAUUAAACAGAUUUCAUGUUCAGAAAUAUGAUCAACCUUUAAACAUUAACCAAAAAUCAUGUUAAAUUGUUGGAUAAUCUAAAAUUUGAGUUUGUCGAAUAUAAAGUAUUCAUAUCAAAUUAUCAAUUAGGCAAAUCAAUUACUUGCUUGUCACCUCUAUGAUAGAAUGGCAUCACAUUGCAAAAAUCAAUUUGGUCUAUUUGAAGACUCCUAUGUGCCUGAAUGUUUGGAUGCAAGAAAUUAUUUCUAAUUGUGCGUCAGAAUGAAUGCCUCAUAUGGGUUAGCUAAAAAAUAUUUCCCAGAGUAGCUUUUUUAUUCAUUUUAGAUAUUUCUUAACCAACGAAUACUCAAGACCAAAUCCAAAUUUCAAAGAAUUAGGACUUUGAAAACAUUAUUCAUAAACAAUACAUUAAUAACACAAAACAUUUAUAAAG